Cucumis melo (muskmelon) is the source of this 1107-nucleotide messenger RNA. RefSeq lists its product as uncharacterized. NCBI's taxonomy places the organism in Eukaryota, Viridiplantae, Streptophyta, Magnoliopsida, Cucurbitales, Cucurbitaceae. The transcript has a single exon. The record is from RefSeq and is a predicted model, not a curated record. The coding region runs from base 1 to 1107 and encodes 368 amino acids.
AUGGCAGAAAAUUCUCAAAGCUUUGGGAAUAAAGCAUCGGAGCUUGACAAUUCUCUAAUAAAAGAGGUAAGUGAAUUAAAAUCACAAAUGUUAAAUAUGACUACUCUUCUUACUUCUUUUGUACUAGGUACUCCUCUUAAAGUAACAAAGUGUGGAGUUUGUGGCUUGGUUGGUCAUCAAAAUGACAAAUGUCCCGAGGUGAUCGAGGAUGUAAACAUUGUUCGAAGAUAUGACCCCCACGGUAAUACAUACAAUUCGGGGUGGAGAGACAACCCAAACUUAAGAUGGGGGAAUGACAACCAAAAGCACACACACGCACCAUCCACCUCUUCAACGCAAGGUACGAAUCUUGAAGAUAUUAUCAAAGCUUUGGCAACUAACACUCUUUCUUUUCAACAAGAGAUGAAACAACAAAUGACUCAGCUUACUACAACCACAAGUAAGAUGGAUGGGAAAGGCAAACUUUCAGCUCAACCGGGCCAUGCUAAUGUAAGUGUCAUUUCACUAAGGAGUGGUAAGAUUCUUGACACUCCCACCUCCAAAGAGAAAAAGGUAACUUCCAAACCCUUACCUCUUAAUAGUAAGAAUGAGUCCAAGGAAGAAAAGGUUGAAACAAACCCCUCACCAUCUAAUUCUAAAAAUGAUAAAUCUCCUCUUAAUGAUUUUACUCCUUACAUACCUAAACCUCCUUUUCCCUCUAGGUUGACUCCAAAAGAGAAGGAAACACCCAAGGAGGAAGAACUCUUGGAGAUGUUUAGAAAGGUGCAAAUAAACUUGCCCCUUCUCGAUGCAAUCCAACAAGUCCCGUGGUAUGCAAAGUUUCUAAAGGAGUUGUGUACCAACAAGAGGAAAACAAAAGAAAGACCAAUGGUAACUCAAAAUGUUUCGGCUCUUCUUAAGAGUAAUAUUCCAGAAAAAUGCAAUGACCCCGGUAUGUUUUCUCUACCUUGUGUAAUAGGAAAUAGGCUAAUUUCUCAUGUAAUGCUUGACUUAGGAGCAUCCAUAAAUGUCACGCCAUACAAUGUCUUUAAAGAUCUAGAACUCAAUAAUUUGCAAAAAACUAGUGUAUGCAUACAACUAGCGGAUGAUCUCUUAUUUCACCAUUAG